AAUUGACCCAAUUGACAAGUGACAUUGACAGAUGACAAGUUAUCGUUUAUCAUACCUUGUUAAUUUUGUUAACUUGUUUCUUUUGUAAUACACGGUUUAAUAGCACAUAAAAUCUUUGUUAAUUAAUCAGUUAAUAACUAUUGCCACUUGUAGUAAUUUAUUAUGGCAUCAAAAGUUACGUUCAAAAUUACUUUAACAUCUGAUCCUAAACUCCCAUUUAAAGUUUUGAGUGUCCCAGAGGCUACACCAUUUACGGCAGUACUUAAGUUUGCAGCUGAGGAAUUUAAGGUGCCUCCAGCAACUUCUGCAAUUAUUACUGAUGAUGGAAUUGGUAUUAAUCCACAGCAGACUGCUGGCAAUGUAUUCUUGAAACAUGGAUCUGAAUUAAGGCUAAUUCCAAGAGACAGAGUGGGUUUUAUGUGUUAGUAAUAAUGUAAUAAUGUACAAACAUAAUGUUAUUUUGUAUUGAAUUG
Messenger RNA from Anoplophora glabripennis (Asian longhorned beetle), 473 nucleotides. It is a transcript of the gene Ufm1, whose product is annotated as ubiquitin-fold modifier 1. Gene Ontology annotation, biological process: protein K69-linked ufmylation. Lineage: Eukaryota; Metazoa; Arthropoda; Insecta; Coleoptera; Cerambycidae. The record is from RefSeq and is a predicted model, not a curated record. The coding region runs from base 163 to 426 and encodes 87 amino acids. The transcript has 4 exons. Gene Ontology annotation, cellular component: nucleus; cytoplasm.